Molecule: messenger RNA, 537 nt
Organism: Trypanosoma grayi
Lineage: Eukaryota; Euglenozoa; Kinetoplastea; Trypanosomatida; Trypanosomatidae
Product: receptor-type adenylate cyclase
Exons: 1
Coding region: 1-537 (178 amino acids)
Source: RefSeq, a predicted model, not a curated record
AUGUACCAGCUGAACGCUGUGCCCGGGCGCACCUUCGCCGCACUGCGGCUUGACCGGCAGGAUGUCUUCGUUCACAACGAGGGGGAUGGUGCGUCGAGCAGUGAGCCUGAUUCCAGUGUAAGCUGCUUGAGUGGACGUGCAUCAUUCAGCAACCUUGUGCUGGUGACUGUGUUUGGUGCCUUCACCCCGCAGCAGCGUUUGCUUGUGCUGAAGCCGUACUGCGAGCGCUGGAGUGUUCGUCUGCCGCCGAGGACCUCGUCUGUGUCUGAUGACGAAUACUGUCGUCUGCUGCUAUUGCGUCUCUCGCUGAAACUCGAGAAGGUCAUGCAGCGUAUGGGGUGCGCACAUGAGGCUCAUUCGCUUGUGUCUGCAACUAGCACAGUGAAUUUGCCUUCCUUUUUGCAGCGGCUAUCCUCCUGUGGGGAGGAUCAGGGAGGUGGCUUCAUUGGCCGUGGCUUCGGGGCGUACCCGGAAUUGGGUUCCGUUGAGGUGUUUGGUGAUGAUUUAGAUGAUGUUAUCUCUGUCACGAAUAGCUAG